Messenger RNA from Cercospora beticola, 372 nucleotides. It is a transcript of the gene SDD2, whose product is annotated as Sdd2p. The record is from RefSeq and is a predicted model, not a curated record. Gene Ontology annotation, molecular function: DNA binding. Gene Ontology annotation, cellular component: nucleus; cytosol. Lineage: Eukaryota; Fungi; Ascomycota; Dothideomycetes; Mycosphaerellales; Mycosphaerellaceae.
AUGUGUGCAGCGUACCGUAGCAAACCAUUCGCGCUUGCGAUUGCGAUGAGCUGCAAUUGCCUCAGCCUCGAACACCACACAACCCAAACAAUUCGCCCAACAUGUCCGACGCCGAUCUCGACGCAAUCCGACAAGCACGUCUCCAACAACUUCAACAAUCCCAAGGCGGUGGUGGCGGUGGUUCCUCCGCAGGCGGCAACUCAGAAGAGGACUCCCAAAAACGUGCCGCAGCCGAACAGAAACAAUCAAUCCUCUCACAAAUCCUCGAACCUUUCGCUGCCGAUCGCCUCAACCGGAUUCGAAUGGUCAACGCACAGCGCGCCGAAGAUGUGGAGAAUCGACUUAUUAUGCUUGCGAGGAGUGGACAAUUGA